Messenger RNA from Thelazia callipaeda (thelaziosis nematode), 9618 nucleotides. The record is from the annotation of a GenBank genome assembly. NCBI's taxonomy places the organism in Eukaryota, Metazoa, Nematoda, Chromadorea, Rhabditida, Thelaziidae.
AUGUUGGAAACAUUAGUGGCAAAGGUCCUUAACAAUUAUUUAGGUGAAUACUUGGAGAAUCUGAACACCGAUCAGCUGAACAUUGCUUUACUUCAAGGACAAGUUGAAUUAGAAAACGUCCCUUUGAAGAAAUCAGCUCUACGCAAAUUCGACAUCCCUUUACAGGUUAAAUCUGGUUUACUUGGAAAACUCACAUUAUCGGUACCGCUGACACGGUUAAGAAGUGAACCUUGGAUCAUUAAGAUGAGUGAUUUACUUGUGCUUCUGGAACCAUCUUCAUUCAUGCGAUAUGAUGUAGAAAAUGUAGAACUGUAUGAACAGGCUAAAAAAGAGCAACAAUUAGAAGAUCUGGAGAAGUCCCACAGGCAGUUACUGAAUUAUAUGGGUUUACCCAAACUUGAUGGUGGAGGGGGUCAGAAUUGGUGGGGUGCAUCUUUGGUUUCCACCAUUAUUAAUAAUAUUAAGUUAGUUCUGACCAAUGUUCACAUUCGGUACGAAGAUGCAAAUACGUUAAUGGAUGGUGCUUCAUUCACGUGUGGAAUACGCAUUCAUAAUAUCAUUAUGCAAACUACGGAUUCAAAUUGGGCAUUUGGAUACAUGCAACCACAGGAAGGUGUAAGCAUGUUUAAAAAAUUGGACAUACAGAGGUUGUCAGUAUAUUGGAACAGUCGACAACAUGUUACUGAAGAAAUCAAAAACUUCAUGGAAUUGCAGUAUAUGAUGGGGCCGGAAACAAACAAAGAUUAUGUGUGUAUCCUUCAUCCAUUCAGUGCAGAUGUGUUGGUGGAAAGAAAUACCAGCAAAAUUCCACUGAACAAGUAUCCGUACAUCCCUAGAUUCAAAUUCAGUUUGCGACCAGAAAAAGUUAUUAUCGAGCUUUCUAAACGGCAGAUUUGGGAAAUGACUGCACUUGGUAAAGAUUGGGCUCGAUUUGAUAGAUCACGGCAACAUCGAAAGUGGCGACCAUUAACCACUAUUGGUGAAAAUGCGAAGGAAUGGUGGAAUUUUGCUUAUAAUCGUGUGCAGGACAAAGAACGAGAGCGAAAAACUAGGCACACAUGGAGUUUUGCUUACAAUCGCGCCAAACAACUUAAUGCAUAUUGUCGGGCUUAUAGGCGAAGACUAUUAUCUCAUUUGGAAGCAGCCACAAUUUCUGCAACUGGUCAUUCAGAUAAAUUCAAGGAAAAUUUAUCCGUUGAGGACGCUUCUGAUCACGACCAUAAUGAUGAUGAGACUAUAGAUGAAGCCUUCAGCUCAUCGCUGGAUUCAGCGCCUACUACAUCUUCGAAAAAAAUGGCAAACUCUGAGGAUACAGUUUUGAUGAAGCAGAUUGAAAGGGAUUCUGGUUAUACAUAUCAUGAGCUAGAACUUUUUCGAGAAAUCGUGUAUCGUAGAAUUCGUGAUGAAAAAAAAACAAGACAUUCGUUAAAUGAGGGUGGUUUGCAAUCUGAUGAUCAGUGUCUUGACAGCAUUGGUUUUCGUAAGCUUAAUUUUCAAAUUGAAAAACUCAUUGUUCGAACUGUUUUUCAUCACGAUUCAGAAAACGACACUAGAGCAUCAAAUUCGCAGUCUGAAGAGCCUACAAAAAAUUCCAGUGGUGGACUGUAUACUUGGUUAAGUAACUGGAUGUAUGGUCCGCAGAAAAUUUCUCAUGAUAAAUCAAAAGCAAAAAAGCAGGAAGAUGAUGAAGAAAUAUUAAAAUUUUCACUUAAUGAAAAGGAAAACUUAUCGACAGAUCUCACCUUGGUAGAAAAACAAGUGGAAGAUGAAAUUCUUGAUGUAUUAAACGAUAGUCAAGAUGAUUCAGCUGUUUUAUAUCGUGAUACUCUUUUAGCAGAAAUCAAAAUGAAGAUUGGAAAAGGGACAGUACGCUUCAUCGAUGACUCUGAGGUAAUAGCUAUGGAUCUAUGGCAUUUGGCAAGUUCCGUGCGUUUAAGUCCACGUUGUCAUGUUGCUGCUGUUUCUCUUAGUGUUACUGAUAUGAGCUUACAAAGACUGCGCAAUUUUUCAGAAGUUGAUAAAACUGCUGAAAAUACCCAGAAUGAUAAAGUCAACAAAGAUGGAAAUGAGUCGCUUAUGUUUGGAUUUGGAGAAAGCAAAAAUUCCACUCAAAUUUUAUUUGCGAUUGGAAAAGCCGGAAAAAUCAGUGAUUCAAAUUCUUUCAGUGAUUUAGAAAGGAAAGAGUUAGACACAUUAUUUCGAAUGGUGUAUCGUCGUUGUGUUUCGAAAAUGGUAGUAACACAUACAUUAAGUGCAAGAUGCGAUAAGUUAUCGAUACUUUGCAAUGAAGAUGCAUUCGAUGAUUUAACUAUUUUUUGGAAUGAAAAAGACAAUGAAAAAUGGGCGGAGAAUUCGAAUUUUAUGCAAUCGCAAGUAAUCAGUGUUAUUGAUUUUGGUGUGCAUUGCCCUCAGCUAAAUAUUGAAUUGCGUAGUAAACGUGCCGACUUACUGAAACAGAAAAGUAAGUCUGCAACAUCGACUCCAUUCGCACUUCUAGACGUAAAGAAUAUUGCAGUCGGAGUUUCAAAUCGAGAAAAAUUCAACACAAGAAUUGAUGUUGCCUUCAGUUCCUUGGAAAUUAAAGAUUUAUUUGAACCAACAAAUGACUUACUGCUGUGCAUUAAAAAGCAUCUCUCGUCUUUCAAGGAACAGCUGUCUACCUCAUGUCCAAGUUUAAAUGAAGAUAUCUGUUCAUUGGAAUCGCGCUCUUUCUGUCAACGUGCUCGUGGAUAUAGCGUGGGAUCAUCCCCAAUAGCAUUUGGUUUGAAAAAAGAUGAAUUCCUGAAUCGUACUUCUCAAACUGAUCUUUACAAAUGGUAUAGAAGUAUUGAUCAUCAUGCAGACUGUGACGGUGAAUCUCAUUUUUCGUUUUCUUUCGCUAUGAAAGAGCACUCUUUGUUAGAAUCAUGUAAGAAAAUAAGUUGUUCAAUCAAUGUCGGUUUACCAUCCGUUGAAAUAUGUAUGAAUCGACGAAGUUACACAAUGCUGAUAGACUUUUUGGGUUAUUUGGAGCCAAAGGUGAAGCUGUUACAAGAUAACAUAGGAGUUCCGUUGCAUUCUUCUCGAAGUGAAACAAAUAUAGCUUUGCAGUGUCUAGAGCCAUAUAACAUGAGUUUAAAUAUUCAUGUUAGUUUGCUCCAAAUAUGGAUGAAUUAUCCGAAAAAUAAAUCUUCUUUGGGUGUGCUUAAAGGCGAGGACGUGUAUUUAAGUGCACAGGCUAAAAUUUACGAUGAAGAAACACCACUAGUAAUACUGCUGUCACUUCUAAAUUGUUCGCUGUCAGAUAAUACACCUUUCUAUUCUGAACUAUAUAACGAACGUCUUUGUUUGAGAAAUUUGUCGACUGAUAAUGAUUCUACGCCAGGAAAAAGUUGUGGGUGGGAAAAUCAACACCGUUUUCCAUCUCGAGCAACUCUCGAAAUCACAAAGUAUUUAUGCGCAAAAUCAGUUGCUGAAAAAGGACAUGAUAUGAGCUUUGUAUUGAAAGUACCGAAAGAGUUUUCUUUUGCUUAUAUUCAUACAAAUCGUUAUUUAUCUGCUCUACUUGAUUUUUGGCAGCAAUUUUUCGAACUAACCGAUAUUGUAUAUCGAACAAACGCUUGUGAUAUGAACAUUCCGACCUAUAGUGAUGGGCGUAGCAAAAUACAAAUAACUUGUGAGGUCGAGUGUUCUUGUACUUUCAUUCUUCCACUUAAUCAACUAUCUAAUCAAGUACUGAUUGGUGAAACUGCUAGUAUUCGGAUUGAUAAUAAGUUCCAAUCAUCUUCCACGAUCCUUGAUUUUCAAAAUUUCGAAAUUGGAAAUUUUUUCGGUUGCGAAAGAUUGUGCCGCGAUAUGUUUCAACAGUUUCAUUUUUUGAGUUCUCGUAGGAAUGUAUUUUCAAAAUCUUAUGAUUUGGUGGUAAACGCUUACUAUAAUUUGGAUGUUGCCCUCUCUCAUAAUGUUCCUGACUUGUCUAUCACUACAACUCUUCAAAACCUUAAUGUCAAAGUAACUACCGAUUUUUAUCGACUGCUGCGGGGUGUUUUGUCUAUGAAUCUAGGUGAUCAACUUGGUUUGUCACUGGAGACAAUCCCCAUCGAACUUUUAGAGAAACCUACUGAAGUUGAUAAGAUUGUUGGAGCAGGCAACAAAUACACUUCGUUUUCAUUUCGCAUGACGCUUACGAACGUUGAAAUUGACUGUUACAUACCGUCCGAGAAUCUUUUGCAAGGAUUUACGCCUUUUGCUGGUAUAAAAUUGAAUUCUUCACGUAUAUCAUUUGAUGUUUAUAUUGACAAUCAGUCGGAAUUGGAUUUGAUCUGUGAGAGCACAGAACUGAUUGAUACUCGUUUCAUCGGUAAAGAUUUAAGCGAUGAGGUGCCUAUGAUAACAUUGGUUUUAUUAAAUGCACGAGUCCUCUUGUUUUUAGACUGGCUUAUUGAUAUGAAAAAUUUUAUCCUUCUCAAUGCCGACUUCAUACCUCCAGUUGAAGAAGAAUAUCGAUGUGUUACGCAGUCUACGAAGUUAGGAAUUGUGCACCGGAAUCCAUCUAAUAGAGGAUCUAUAGAGAAAACAUUUUCAUUAAAAAUUACAUUGAAAGAGUGUGACUUGAUAUUGCUUGAAGAUCCAAGAUGUGCACAAAGUCUGGCUCUUGUUGCUCAUGCCACUGCUGUUUUGUAUAUGAACGAUAUACAUGGACAGUUAAACGGAGAUUUGGAAGUGCAACGCAUAAAUGUGGAUUGGUUCGUAAUGUCAUCUGAGAAAGAAAGUAGGUGUCAAUUGACGAACGAUUUUUCGAUGACUUUCAGCCUUAGAAUGGAAGGUAAUGUGGACUCAGAUGAACUCCACUCGAGACUCGGGCUUUCGUCAGUUCUUUCUGUUAAACAUCGGCUCACUGCCGAAGUCAAUGAUUUGAUUGCUCGAAUUUCAUACAGAGAUUUCUGUGUUAUACGGAAUGUUCUUUUUUGGUCGUUUAAAAAGUGGAUGAAAUCAGCUGAGAAUAGUAUUAUUCGAGGAUCUCGGGAAAAUGUGGAAAAAAACAUUGAUAUUGUUCACUUGAUUAUAAAAAGCAACCAUAUUUCAUUUUGGAUGUUGGACGAUCAUUUAGGAGCAGCAUUUCCGCUUAUUAGAUGUAAAUUCAAAAAAUUUUGUUUCGAUCGCUAUCUGACGAACACUGAUGGUUCAUUUAUAUUUGCUGCAGACUAUUUUAAUCAGAAUCUUUUUGGUUGGGAACCGUUAAUUGAAGACUGGUAUUUGAAGCAACUCUCUGUGGUUGCGAAGGAUAAUGCUCUCAGUAUCGAUUUGCUUGCUGAGGAGCGCAGCACUCUUAAUUUCAACAUCACUCAAGUUUUCUUGCAUCAAGCUUUGCAUAGUAUGUCUGUCCGUUCAAGAUCAGACCAUCUUCCGUAUAUCUUAUAUAACGAGACCGGUUCUCAUCUACGUUUUACAACUGCCGUUGAUGAAAUUAUGCUGGCUCGAUCUGCGCAAAGGCAAUUUACAGUUAAAUGGUACCAAACGGCUCCUGAUGCGUCAACUACUUUCGAAUUUCCAGUCAAACGGCUUACUAUUGCAGAAGAUUCAGAAGAAAUCAGAAAACUCAUAGUUCGUGUUGACGGCUGGGAUGAAGUAUCUCCUGUUAAUGUAGAUGCAGUUGGCACAUAUUUCCGGCUGGCCAGAUACUCUAAUUCUAGAUCCGUUAGUAGCAGUUGCGGAAUGAAUGUUCGUUUGGUAAUUGCUGUUACAAUGGACAACAAUGGUCGAAAAGUGGUAACAAUACGCUCGGCUCUAACCCUUGUUAAUCAUCUGCACGAUCCUAUUUUGCUGAUUCUUACUUCCGGAAGUUUGAAAAGUCCAGAAACAAAAAUAAUUCGAGUUGAUCCAAAGAAAACAUUGCAAGUGCCUCUCAGGUUUGCUAAUGCUAUGAUGGCUGUGAAACCCGAUGGUUGGAGUGGUGCCAGGGCUCAUGAGGUAAAAUGGCAAGAAGCUAAAGUCGCAGGAGAAAGAGUGAACAAAUUAUUAAAGAUAUGUGUAUCAAUAAAACGAGAACAUUAUCCCGAGUACGAAACACUGUCCGGACAUACAAUUAGUUUUGCAUCUCCCCUCUCAGUUCUGAAUUUGUUACCAGUUGAUGCAGAACUCCAAAUUGCUGGAAGAAGAUAUGCUGUUUCUGCCAGUAAACAAAUACAAAUUACAUCUGUUGACCUUAACAAAAAUAUCAACUUUGAAGUUUUCACCGAUCGUUUUGUUUCAGUUGGGGAAUUCACGAUCUUGAGAUCUCUACUAGUACAAAAGUCAGGCGAUAUUGACCGCAUACAUUUACGUAUGCAAGAUUCGAAAAAGCGAUGUUUGGAUAUGUAUUGUAGUUUAAACAUAGGAUGUGGCGGGACUGUUUUGCUUGCAUUAUGGGUACCUUAUUGGAUCGUCAAUAAAUCCGGUGUGCCACUAAUUAUUAAGCAAGAAGCUACAACAGGCGUAGCUGCUGGACAGAUGGAAGAGCAUGAAAAAGCAAAAGAUCGAAAUCCAUUGAUGUUCUCUUUUGCGAACGAGAAUUGUCCUAAGCAAUGCACCUUGAGGGUGGGCCAGAAUCACGAAAGUGAUAAAGGCUAUAAGCCGUUGUUUGGACCGAAGUUUCCAUUAACAGUUGGACUGCAUUCUAUGAAACUGCGUUUAAUUCAUAAUCAAAAACCAGCUCGAAUUUACAAUAUUGGUGUUGAAGUCAGACAAGGUACUGGAAGGUAUAAAGACACUCAAGUCGUCAUGCUUACUCCGCGUUAUGUACUCGACAAUCAAACUUCAUUUGGACUUUCGCUUAGUAAUAUUAGUGGCAUUGAUGAACCAGAUCAGCAUGUUAAAAUACCCAGUAAAUCCAGUCUUAUUUGGAAUGAGAAUUUUGAAGAUACUCGGAUGGUAUGCGUUAAACGUGAUGAUGUCAAAUAUUGGAGUUGUCCAAUUCGAAUCGACCUCAUCAGUUCUUUUCACGUCACAAUGAGGGAUGUCGAUGAAACACCACAAUUUUUAAGAGUAGAAGUCUUACUUAGUAGUGCUAUAUUCUAUGUAACUUUCACGGAUGUUCAUCUAUAUCCACCUCCAAUUCAACUGCAAAAUCUCUCGGACGUUCCAAGCUCGCACUUACGUACGAUAUGUAAAGCACGAAGCACCGUAGAUUAUGCUUGGGAUGAUCACUAUGCUCCGAAAUUAUUGAUUCUUCAAGUAUUCGAAAAUAAAUCCAAUUGCUAUGAUCCACAAAAACCGGGGAUGGGACCACCUUUGGUGUACACUAACGAUAUAUUCAUAAAAUAUGCUCAUUCUUUCGAAAGAAAAGUAAAUGAUGGAUAUACAGACGAAAUUGAGUUGACAUUAGAAGUGAUGAGUAGAGGAAAGGUUAUACUCAAUAAACUUAAUCCUAGCGGAACUAGCAGUAAUCAGUUGUGGCGUUUUGCUCAAGAUGGUUGUCUGGAAAAUAUUGGAAUGAAUAAUCGUGCAAAACCUGGACAGCGUUAUGUUCUUGAUGUUUUGGAAAAUGAUGGGUUUGUUCUGAUGAUGCUGAAGCGAAAUUCUGGUAGAAAUUUAUUUCAGAAAUGGCGCUUGACCCAGGGUAAUCAGUUGCGUUGUUUAGUAGAAGGAAUGUUUGUUGAGGCACGCAAGGCAGAUGUAGUGCUUGCUGCUCCAAACAAAAAAUCAACGCUGAAUGCAGCAGGAAUUCCUAUUGAGCAAGUAUGGGAGUUGCAGUCACAGCGUCCUGGAAGCGGUGUUUUAGAUGUAGAAUGUUUGCAUAAAGGACCUACUUUGGUGGUUCGUAUAACUGAUCGGGCAAGGCUUCAUAAUUCAGUAAAAGAACAUUGUGAUCAGACAUAUUAUUUGAAGUCUCUUUCUGUACAUUCAAAUGCAAAUAUGAAUAGUGGAUGUAAUUUUGAUCUGAACAUUUCAAUGCGGAAUGGUAUUGGGUUAUCUUUCAUCAAUGGCCUACACGAAGAAUUGAUAUAUGCUAGGUUCCAAGGAAUAGUAUUGCAUAUAAAUCGACAGAGCUCCACAUAUCAAGUUACUGGUAGCGUUGAAGCUGAUAAUCAGUUGCUAUCAACCGACCGAUGGCAAGUUUUAUUCUGUCAGCAAGAUGCAGUUAAUUAUGAAUCAGGUUUUGUUGAAUCACCAGUUCUUAUUCCUGCUCUUAAAUUGGAAAUGAACUGCACACCGUUAAAACAUUACGAUGCUUUUGACUGCUUCCGUUUGAAAUUAUGUGAUUUAUCAGUACAACUUGAUGAGACAUUAUUGUGGAAAAUUGUGCAGUUUGUUCAAAAAAGCGAAGCAGCAGAAAGUAUGAAACCUGAUGUAUUAUCUCAACCACCAAAUACAGAACUUGACAAACUAGACCGAGUGCAAGCACGUCGUUGUUACUUUGGGACAUUAGAAUUAGAAAUUGGUGCUGUAGCGCUUUCAGUAUUAACCGUUUCGGGAUCUGGCUUGUCCCCUGAAUUGAGGAAACUCAAACAACAUUUCAAUAUAAAACUGGUUAGUUUUGAAAAUGCAACGAUCUCACUGACACCAUUUCGACAGUAUCGAUAUUUCGAAACAUUCUCUUUUUUGAUUGAAACACUCAGCAAAUUCUAUCUUGAAGAACUGAAAAAUCAGACAUUCAACAUUAUUGUGACAAUGGAUGCUUUUGGCAAUCCAUUGGGUCUUGCUUCCAAUUUGAAGGAAAGCUUCGAAGAAUUAUUGUUUGAAGGGAAUUUAGGUGGCUUUGUCAGUGGUUUAGGAUAUGGUGUCACCAACAGUAUUUCAAAGGUGGCCUCAUCAAUGGCUACUGGUGUCGGAGCGUUAACAUUUGAUGAACGGCAUGAUCUCAUGAGACGACGGAUGUUACGUUGUCAACCGCAAGUGGAUAGUAAUACUGCACUUGCUCAUUUAUAUUGUGGUGUAAAAGGCUUAGGAGUGGGGGUUUUGGGUGGUUUAACUGCAAUGAUGACGAAUGUAUAUAAUGAAAGUCGCAAAGAUGGUUUUACGGGUGCUGUGCGUGGAAUUACAACGGGAGCUGUAGAUACGGUAACGAAACCUAUGCAGGGAAUUUUUGAUUUGGUUGAAGGAACAGCUUCAGCUGUUAAAGAGAUGGUUGGUGGUCCUUCAACUAAGAAAUCACAUUUUCCUCCCCAUCGUGUCCGAUUACCACGAGUGACCAUGAGUUUGCAAUCGCUUUUGCCAUGUUAUUCUGAAGAACUUGCUUAUGCGCAGUUAGAGCUUCUAAGAAUUAAUGGGUUUGCUACGAACGAAAUGUUACUAGAUGUGGAAAUGUUGUUGAAUCAAGGAGUAGCUAAGGACAGAGUAAGGCAGUAUGCAUUGAUUUGUUCAGAGCAGUGUUAUAUUGUCCGACAAAUCAGUUUUGAGCCUAGUAGUGUAGUACAACGAAUACCUUAUAAACAAUUAAAAUUGAUUCAGGCAGUGCCAGUUUCUGAAGAAAAUGGCUUCGUUGGAACUAUAGAAGUAAUCAUUGAGAUUUCUUCUGGGCGGAAGCAGCGUUUACCUCAUAUUUGGUGUAGCCGUUUCGAUGUAGCCAAAAAGCUUUGUGAAAAAGUCAGUCAAGCAAAGCAGUUGUAUGAUCAUGGAAAAAGAACUUUAAACGUUGUGGAUGAAUUCGAUGUCGUUUGA